Messenger RNA from Ostertagia ostertagi, 531 nucleotides. NCBI's taxonomy places the organism in Eukaryota, Metazoa, Nematoda, Chromadorea, Rhabditida, Trichostrongylidae. The record is from the annotation of a GenBank genome assembly.
AUGCCCCUGUGCACAUCGCAGUGCAUCCAAGCACAACAGGAAGUCAAUAGGCCCCCACCUCCUCCAGCUUCACCUACUGUCCAGUGCAUCUCUACUUGCAUGCCCCAGUGCGCUCCACAAUGCAUCCAACAAGAACUGAUACUCACUGCACCUGCCACAGUUCGAACUCCACCUCCAGCUCGGUGUGUGGCAGUGUGUAUGCCACUUUGUAGUCAACAGUGCAUACAGCAGGCACAGAUUGUCACCCCUGCUCCAGCUCCAACCCCUGAUCGAUGUGUACCUGUGUGUAUGCCACUGUGCACACCGCAGUGCAUUCAAAGUCAGAACAUCAACACGCAGGCUCCUCCACCCACACAAAUUGCCUGUAGUCCAGCAUGUCAGCCUUCGUGCGAUCCACAGUGUAUGGAAACAAUAACUCCUGAUAUAUCUUUGCAACGGCCAGACACCUUUCAAGCACAAAAUACCCAGCCAAAUCAUAUCCUAUCGAUUGGAUCUACGGAAUGUGUACCGCCAGUGUCGACCGGCAUGUGA